This is a messenger RNA of Lethenteron reissneri (Far Eastern brook lamprey), 1673 nucleotides long. RefSeq names its product neuronal acetylcholine receptor subunit alpha-10-like. NCBI's taxonomy places the organism in Eukaryota, Metazoa, Chordata, Hyperoartia, Petromyzontiformes, Petromyzontidae. The record is from RefSeq and is a predicted model, not a curated record. Gene Ontology annotation, biological process: monoatomic ion transmembrane transport. Gene Ontology annotation, cellular component: postsynaptic membrane. Gene Ontology annotation, molecular function: acetylcholine-gated monoatomic cation-selective channel activity; transmembrane signaling receptor activity.
CACACCACCCGACCGCGUCGGUACAAGCUCGUGUAGUGUCCGUGCAGGACGAACGCAACCAGAUCCUGGCCGCGUACCUCUGGGUGCGACAGAUGUGGAGAGAUGCCUACUUGAGCUGGGACCGAGAUCAGUACGAUGGUCUCGACACGCUGAGGAUCCCCAGCAGCCUCGUGUGGAAACCAGACAUCGUGCUCUACAACAAUGCCGACGAUGAGUUCACGCGCUCCAUGGAGACCAACGUGGUACUGCGGCACACGGGCGACAUCACGUGGGAUCAGCCGUCCAUCACCAGGAGCUCAUGCGGCGUGGACGUCUCCUAUUUCCCGUUCGAUGCCCAGCAGUGCCACCUGACGUUCGGCUCGUGGACCUACAAUGGGCAUCAGGUGGACAUCUUCCCAGGCCCAGACAACGCCGAGCUGAAGGACUUUGUCGCAAACGUCGAAUGGGAGAUCUUGGGCAUGGCUGCACGGCGCAACGUCAUCGUGUACGGAUGCUGCUCGGAGCCCUACCCCGACAUCACCUACACCAUCACACUCAAGCGACGUUCUUCAUUCUACAUCUUCAACCUCCUCCUCCCGUGCCUCAUGAUCUCCUUCCUGGCACCCUUGGGUUUCUACCUACCCGCCGACUCAGGCGAGAAGGUGUCGCUGGGUGUCACUGUGCUGCUGGCGCUCACCGUCUUCCAGCUGCUGGUGGCCGAGAGCAUGCCACCGUCUGAGAACAUGCCGCUCAUCGGCAAAUACUACAUCGCCACGAUGAGCAUGAUCACGGCCUCCACGGCGCUCACCAUCUUCGUGAUGAACAUGCACCACUGCGGACCCGAGGCACGGCCCGUGCCCGCGUGGGCACGCGUGCUCGUGCUGCACUACCUGGCACGCGCCUUCUUCGUCUACGAGGUCGGGGAGAACUGCCGCACGGCGCGGGUGCGCGCCGCCGCCCCGGCCACCUCCGCCGCGCUGCUCGACACCAAGGAGUGGGAGGACGAGGCGCCGGAACCCCUCGACGCCGCCACCACCACCGCCGCCGCCGGCCGCUGCCGACGUUGCUGCUGCUGCUGUUGCUGCGCGGGCACGCGGGGGGGACGCGUGGCCAGGGACGUGGCCUCCAUCGCGGCGUUUGUGCGCGAGGCGCGCGCCGCGCACGAGCUGAGCAGCGAGUGGAAGAAGGUGGCCAAGGUGAUGGACCGCGUGUUCAUGUGGAUCUUCUUCCUGCUCGUCUUCUGUAUGAGCCUGCUCAUCGCUGGCAAGGCCAUGUGAGGCGGUCACAGGAACGGGGUUAUGGGCAGGGGGAGUAAUCUGGUCCAGGAUUCCUCGUCUCGAGUUCUACGUCGCAACCACGAUGCCCAGGCAUGUGCCACGGAAAUGGCAUCACGGUGGACGUCACAGAUACUGUGACGUAAUUCGAAAAAGAGUAGGCCAUGUGUGCCGGCAUCAUUGUCAAAAUUGGCCAAUAUUGCUAAAUUAUUUUAAAAUAAAACUUUAUUGGAAUAACAGCAAGCAACUGCAUUACCUUGUUACACACAGACAGCUGUCAUCAGGGGGUCCCCUAUGCCAAUGCUUCGCAACCGGUGUGCUGCAGCACGGUCCCAGAUGUGCUACGGUAUUUAGAAUUGAUCGGCAGGCACAGACAAUGAAACAAACACUGCAGACAUGAACGUAAAACAAUGAAAUAGA